Sycon ciliatum is the source of this 1922-nucleotide messenger RNA. RefSeq lists its product as uncharacterized. NCBI's taxonomy places the organism in Eukaryota, Metazoa, Porifera, Calcarea, Leucosolenida, Sycettidae. The record is from RefSeq and is a predicted model, not a curated record. The transcript has 6 exons. Bases 348 to 986 code for a protein of 212 amino acids.
CCAUGUUAUCCGUAUAUCAAAGACAUUGAGAAGUAGGUGGGAGAAGGCCCAAACGACGGCCAUUACUGAGUGUAGCCUCCCGCUUAUGGAUUCCUAUCAUCGUUGUUCUGGGGCAAUCUGGCAACCUGUGUGUAAUGACAAUAAUAUUAUCAUCAAAAUGACAAUGGCCUCAGUACUAGUCUAGACUAGAGCGCAGGUACAAUGAUUUGAUGCUCAGCAUUGAUAUGGUUUCAUGGCGCACAGGAUAAUGAUCACAGUUACAUGGCGUCUGUACGCGCUGUGUGGCAGGUUUGCUUGGUGAAAAAUGACAAUGAAAUCGAGCUGUUUAGCAAUCCACGACAAAAUUGAUGGACGAAGUUAGUAGAUCACCAUCUAGCUUGGCCACUCGGCGUGCACCAAGGCCCUGCGAAGAGAGUUCAAGCCGGAGUGUUGGCCCCAUGCUCAGAUGCUCCUCCAAUACGCCUUUGUACCAGCUGCAUAAUCCUGUAUCCACGAGAUGGCUCCAUGUUUUAACUAGCCCGGCGUCGGAAGCAAACAACACACUGGUCAUGGCGACAAUAGGAUCUACUAAGGCCAGCCGUCCUGAAAAUGUUCCAAGAUUUUAUAGGGAUGCCAACAUCCUGGCGUUUGAUGAUCUUAGUCACUGGCAGUGGCUGAUGUUGUUGGGGGUUUCAGGUCCUGCUGCAGAUGACGAGUGUCUUCUGCUAAAGUUUGAAGCACCAACCCUUCGUUACUCGCAGGAAGAUCCACUACGUGUCUAUAGUGGAAGUCCAGGGUGGCCGUGCGUGUUGGCUGCAGGAGAGCAGCCCUAUAUUCAGUUUGAUUUGCCUCUUCAGGAACAGAGGUCCAUGUUUACAAUAACGCCAGCUGGAGAUGGUUCCUUGAAGUUGAAGGGUUCAACACAUCCGUUCUUGAUGGCUGCGACCAUGAAGAAACGAGCUGCCAUGAUUGAUGUGGGAGAAAUCACUGGCGAGCUGACAUGCUGAGGGUACCAUUAUGUGCCACUGAAUAGGCCGAAUAUACGUAGAUCUACGUGAUGACGUUACCGUGGAGCAACGACUCUACCGUACAGGACUUGAGGUUGAAAUGUUUGCGAUAUUGAGUUCAUGGACAGUGUGAAUAUUAUAAUAUAUAGCUCGUCGAGAUUCCUUAUUGGUGACAACCCAUGACAUACAUAUACACAAAGCUACCAAGCUUAAACCCUCAUCUACAGCAGCGGGGAUUACCUUAUUUCACCGGAUAUAAGUCGCACUUUAGAAGGGGAUUCGAUUUACAAUCGGAUGUACAUCCUACUUAUGCGAAUCAAUUGAAAUAAUUUCGCACGAAGUGGGAGUACGACUUUUAAUCAAGUUCGACUUAUAGUAAGGGAAAUACGGUAGCUUGUCUCCUUCUUGGAGUUGGAAGAGUGCGUCUUUGCUGGGCGUACUCUCGCAACCCACCCCUAUCAUAUCAUUCCAAUUGAUUUUCCUUUGGUCUUCCGUUUGAGGAUAACACGCUUCAUACCAGCUGUCUCUGCACUACCAGCAUCACAGCACCUAACUACUGACCUAAUACUGUGCCACCGUCCUUUAUUUUCUUUGCUUUCCUACAAAAAACUAACUAACUGCCAUCACUAUGUUCUGCAUGAUUAAGAUUUUACUGUUUAUUUUCUUUUGCCAACAGUUCGCUAGCAUGUACAUAAGUCAGUUACGCGCAAGACUUGAUAGUAAUCCUGUGCCAGACCAGUGCGCCUGGAGGCAGAGAAUUCAUUUAAACUGCUGAAUUGACUGUCAAGAGCUUUCUUUUUAGCAUAAUCCCGUGUUCAAUAGCUGCUGAAAUCUGGUUUCCGAUAAUUACAUGUACUUAAUUUUUCAUUCCCGUAGCUAUGCAGAAGACGUUACUUCAGUAACGUUUGGCGCUAGCCAGGGUUCACACAGCUUUAA